UUCCGGUCGGCUCCCGCCCCGCUCCGCCAUCAUGAAGUCCUGAACAAAAAGCGAACGAGACAGGAAAAGAAAAACAGUAAUGGACCUUUUGGUGACAGAAAGAGACAAAUCAAACGCGUGACACACACGGCAUGACAAAACAUGACAAAAAAGCGACCGGUAGAAGCGGAAUAUCUCGCAGUUAUUUAAAGUGUUCAUCCGCUGUGCUUGCCAAUCAGCUGAUUGCGACAUUAUUUAUUUAAAAACGGACGGAUUCCUGUGCUGUGACCACGAUCAGUACACUAGAAUUAGAUGGGUCGCUAUUCAGAUCGGACGGUUUGUGUCAAGUGAGAAGAGGGAAGAAGAGGCCAGAUCUUCCACAGCAGGCCAGAGAGAGCGAGCUGACUCGAGCGAGCUACAGUGGAUCCCAUAAACCACGGCGCUGGCCAUGCCGUCGAUUGUGCGGGCUGGGAGUCUGAAGGACCCGGAGGUGGCAGAACUUUUUUACAAGGAGGAUCCGGAGAAACUCUUCACAGACCUGCGCGAGAUCGGCCAUGGCAGCUUUGGAGCCGUCUACUUUGCCCAUGACAUCCGCACCAAUGAGGUGGUGGCCAUCAAGAAGAUGUCUUACAGUGGCAAGCAGUCUAAUGAGAAAUGGCAGGAUAUCAUCAAAGAGGUGAAGUUCCUUCAAAAGCUGCGGCACCCCAACACUGUGGAGUAUAGAGGCUGCUACCUGCGAGAGCACACAGCAUGGCUGGUGAUGGAAUAUUGUUUGGGUUCGGCCUCAGAUCUGCUGGAAGUGCACAAGAAGCCAUUACAGGAAGUUGAGAUAGCAGCAAUUACCCAUGGUGCACUACAGGGCUUGGUAUACCUCCACUCUCACAACAUGAUUCACAGAGAUGUGAAAGCAGGUAACAUCUUACUAACUGAGCCUGGCCAGGUCAAACUUGGAGAUUUUGGUUCCGCCUCCAUUGUUGCUCCUGCCAACUCCUUUGUUGGCACACCUUACUGGAUGGCUCCAGAGGUAAUCCUCGCCAUGGAUGAAGGGCAAUACGACGGGAAGGUUGACGUGUGGUCACUCGGCAUCACCUGCAUUGAGCUUGCGGAGAGAAAGCCUCCCUUGUUUAACAUGAACGCUAUGAGUGCCUUAUACCACAUCGCCCAGAACGAGAGCCCAGUACUGCAGUCCAAUCACUGGUCGGAUUAUUUCCGUAACUUCGUAGACUCUUGUCUGCAGAAGAUUGCACAGGACAGACCUACCUCUGAUGUGCUGCUUAAACAUCACUUCCUGUGCCGCGAGCGCCCAGUGACUGUGGUGAUGGAUCUGAUAGCACGCACUAAAGAUGCCGUGAGGGAGUUAGAUAACCUGCAAUACCGAAAGAUGAAGAAGAUACUCUUCCAUGAAACACACAAUGGGCCUGCUACUGAGGGCACAGAAGAAGAAGAGGAUGUAGAGCAGUACAUGUUGCGGAUGGGAACAGUGAACAGCAUGGAGAGCUCCCAUUCACUGCCGUCCAUGUCGAUCAGUGCCAGCUCCCAGAGUUCUUCAGUAAACAGCCUGGCUGAUGGUUCGGAUGACAGUGGGGAGAUCGUUAUGAUGCAGGAGGGAGAGCAUACAGUCACCUCCAACAGCUCUGUUCUGCACAAACCUCUGAACCACGAUAACAUCUAUGAUGACCCCUACCAGCCAGAGGUAGACUCCCAGCAGCAGGGCCCGUCUGGGGGUCGCAGACGCAGAGGACGGGACCAUUUCGCCACCAUCCGCACUGCUUCUUUGGUGACCCGUCAGAUCCAGGAGCACGAGCAGGGCUCAGCACUGAGAGAGCAGAUGUCUGGGUACAAGCGCAUGAGGAGGCAGCAUCAGAAACAACUGAUGGCUCUAGAGAACAAGCUGAAGGCCGAGAUGGAUGAACAUCAGCUCAGGCUCGACAAAGAACUGGAGACGCAGAGGAAUAACUUCAGCAGUGAAGCAGAUAAGCUCAGCAAGAAGCACCAGGGCAUCCUGGAGAAAGAGACUAAGGGCACUCUUUCAGAAGAAAAGAAGUUUCAGCAGCAUAUUUUGGGCCAGCAGAAAAAGGAGUUGACCAGUCUAAUUGAGUCUCAGAAACGCCAGUAUAGACAGCGAAAAGAGCAGCUUAAAGAGGAACUGAACGAGAACCAGUCCACACCAAAGCGAGAGAAGCAAGAGUGGUUGGUUCAGCAGAAGGAGUGUCUCCAGCAGAUCCAGGCAGAGGAAGAGGCGGGUUUACUACGACGACAGAGACAGUACUACGAGCUGCAGAGCCGUCAAUACAAAAGGAAGAUGCUGUUAGCCCGCCACAAUCUGGAGCAAGACCUACUCCGAGAGGACCUGAACAAGAAACAGACUUUGAAGGACCUUGAAUGUGCCAUGUUGCUUCGACACCACGAGUCUACCCAGGAGCUGGAGUUCCGGCAGCUGGCCGUGGUGCAGCGCACACGCGCUGACCUUAUCCGGACACAGCACCAGACCGAGCUCACCAACCAGAUGGAGUACAACAAGCGGCGUGAACAAGAAUUACGGCAGAAACACGCCGUGGAAGUCCGCCAGCAGCCAAAGAGCCUGCGAGUGAGUGAUUGUGACAUUAUGGAAGUGGAGGAGACUAUUGACGGGGAGAGGUUUGUAAUUGAAGUGGUUGGGCCAAAGGAACCACUGGAGGAUGAAGGAGAAAUGAUGGAUGGAAAUGAAAGGCAGCGGGUAGGUUCUGUUGAAGAGACAGGAGAUGAAGAGGACAGAGAAGUUCUUGAAGGAAACAAAUCUUUUAGUGAUGACACUGAAGAGACAUUUACUGACCAAUGUGAAAAGAUAGACAGUAGAGAGAAAGAAGUUGUUUCAACUUCAUCUAACAAUACCAAAGAAGGAAGUUUAGAAGAACAAAACGAGGUCUUGUUAGAAAGGGAAGUUAGGUCUAGAAAUGAGGACCAGGCUGACGUAGACGAAGGAAGUGAUCCAAGACUAGUAGAAGGCCAUCAAUGGGUAGUUGACGAUGACGCCAGUGAAUCAGAAAGUGAGGAGGAGGAUAGGGGUGUAGCUGACGGUUGUCCAUCAGAACUAAUACAUGCCCCCUCGUUUGAGCGCCACCCUCGACAGCGUGAUGCAGAUGAACUCUCUGAGUUUUACUUCCCUGAUACUUUAGAGGAGCUGGAACCCCCACCCAUCCACACUCCUCCCUCCCCAUCCUCUUCCUCCAAACCUUCCUUUCCCUCCAUAUUUUCCCACGCAAUUUGUAUCGUUCUUUCACUCUCCGCUGCUGUACAGCCAUCUGUCCUCACCCUCCUUUUCCUUUCUAUCUUCCUUCUCUCCCUGCGACGUUCCCCUCCUCUUCCAUCACUCGCGUCUGUCCUGCUCUCCGGCGAGCUUGCCUUCCUUACCCUCUUCUUUUCCUACUUGUUCCUGCAGUCCUGUUGCUCACUCUCAUUUUCCAUGUACCUUUCCUUAAUCUAUUGGGGCUCAGGCCUGUUCAGUCUGGGUCUGUCAUUAAGCCUAGGACUCUAUUAUGUCCCAGUAGCCCUGGUCUCUGCGUCCUUCCUCAGCUCACCUUCCCUGUUCCUCUCCCUUUACCUCAUAGUGGUGCUGGUCGUCCGACCAGCCAGGGUUUUCCUCCAAAACACCCCGCGCAAACUCAAUCGCCUAUGGAUGCGUGUUCUCUUCCGCCUGCCAAAGCCGCUCUUCACCGUGUGCCAGUCUCUCCUGGGUGGUCUAACAGAGCGUAACCUCUAUGACAUGUUCCCCAAAGCAGGCCGCAACUGGGGCGGGCGACAGUCCAGAAUCCCUGUGCCUUUAAAGAGCCUUUCUGAAAAGUAUCAGGCCAAAAGCAAAUACUCCAUCCUGCUUUCGCGCUUCCUUCUUUUGGGCAAGCGGUUUAUCAGGCGACCACUGGGCACUCUGACAGACCUGGCUAACUCUGUGGUGCUGUGUUUAGCCAAGCACGUAUUGAGAAAACUGCCGCAGAAUUACCUGGAAAGGCUGCAGGCCUUCGGUUUGUUGCGCAGAGAGAAACCCAGCAAGCUGCCAAGACUCCUGCCUAGAGUUGUGAGGGAACACAGACGUAGGAUAAGGGAGAGAAGAGAGAAGGAGAGAAGGAAAAGGGUGUACAGGGAAGAGGGGAGGUGGGAAAAUGUUUUGAGGAGGACAGCCUCAGGGAGGAACUUGAGAGGAAAGAUAGUGCCAUGGAGAUAGAUGGAGUAAAGGGGAGGGAGGUGAUUGUGCAAAAUGAUUGUGUAUUAUCUGCCAUCUAUGUGAGCAUGCACAUUCCAUUCAUACAUCCCUUUUGUGUUUAUAUUUUAUUUUCCUCCAACUCCAACCCUUUUGGCUGAUUGAUUUUAUUAGUUUUUGUUCACAUGCACUCUUUUUGCGCCUGUUUUUACAGGGAAAUGGUCCAUAUUAAUGUACUGUUUUAAUUCAAAUCACUCAUUCACGAUCAUCAGUGAAUGUAAAGCUUUAGUCGAUAAUUUGCUUUUUGUAAAAGUUUCUGAGUUUUUAUUUUUUACUUUUGAGUUAUUUUAUCCUCAUAACAAGAGCUAUGUGUGUUAUGGUGAUUGAGGCUAUGUCUGUGCAAUCGUUUUAUUUUAUUGGGUGAAGGGAGUCUUUAAAUUUCAAAAGUGAAUUUGUGCGAUAUUGCUCAUUUCAAAAUAGCUCUCCGUGAAAAUGACCAUUUAGCCACGAUCGCAUUUAUUUGUUUAAUAGAUAAUUUACUGCACCUAUUGUGAAAGUAGAUUAUAUUACAAUGCUUUACACUACAAAUCUCCCCCCAAAGAACAAGCCUAUUUUAACCAAAAGUGCAAUAGAAGUUCCUCAGUAAUGUGGCCAUUUUAAAAGUCUUUAGAGUAUAAAAAGUUUUGGUUUCAAAAUGGAAAAUAGGCUGCAUAUUGUCACAAAAACAGUGUUUUUAUACGAUUUCAAAAGCUUCAGAACAACACAGUUUUUUAUAUUGAAAUGUGUGGAGAGAAAAAAACACCAAUAACAGUUCUCUCACUGGAAGUUUUAGAGGCGAGGCAGGACCUCAUAAAUUGCAAUGAUCUUGCAAGCAAUCAAAUGCCCUAAAUAUAUUAAGAAAAAACUGUGCCCCUAAACUGCCUCAUGUUGUGAAGUAAGCACCGAGGAAAGUUAAGCUCCUUUUAUGUUGUUGCUGAAUGUUCAGUAUAUCAUAUAAUAAACAGUUUUUUUCUCCGUGAAGUGGAUGAGCAAUCCUAAAAUCUGUUAAUCCAGCUUUGCCACUUUAGCAGUGAACUUUAUUGAAUGUUACUUUAAACAUUAAUCUUUUAAGUGAAAAUAUAAGUGAAAUAUUUACUCCAAAACUUGGGUGAACUAUUAUGAAUAUAAUAUAUGAUAUAUGCAAUUUUAUUGAGGUGUUUAGAGGACAAUAUUAAACCAGAUCCAUCUCUUUUCUUGUAGUGUAUUACUAAAUAGUUGAGUUGCUUGUGUGGCACUCAGAAAUUCAUAUACUUGAGAUAUUCUAGCCUUUAUAGCAUCCAGCAUACUCAAUAAAUGGGCAAAUGUGUUUGUAUACUGGUGUGCUAGGGCAUACAUGUAUUAUAUAUAUAUAUAUAUAUAUAUCUGUUAUUGCACUAGGGGCAAUGAUCUGAUCAUAUUUACCAUGUAAACAAGUGUUUUUGGUCAUAUCCCUAUGAAAGAAGAGGUUUAGCAUGUUUAGAUCAGCAUGUGUUAAACUUUCUAAACCUCAUAUUUAUAGAUUAGCCUUGUAUGCGUGGCACUGUUAAAUUUUAUUUAUUAGUACUCAUAUCUAAGUCUAUUGUGAGAAGCCAUUAUGACAAUCAUAACUUCAAAUAACUUAAGUUUGGACAAGAAGAAUGCAAAUUUACAACCAAAGAUUUAACCUUAGAAUGUGAUGACAACAUGAAAUUAUUGAGGUUGGUGGUUGGGAUUUAUAUAAAAAAAAUGCUCUGAAAUUUUCUAUAUUUGUAAAAAAUACAAAAUGUUUUUCAUAGAAAUCUCAAGAUUUUCAAAGGGACCAUUUGUAUAGUACAAUGGAAAGGAGACCAUCUUUUCAGACAUAAAUAUGUCCGGUAAAUUUAAUAUCUAGGCAAAAAAGAUGCACAAGGAAAGUAUUUCAGUUUUAGCAAUACAUGGUCCAGCUGUUGGCAAUUUACAAAUUUAAGUUAUCAAAUUGUGUUAUUUUUUUUUUAUUAUUGUUUACAUACUGUAUGUUGUGCUCUCGUUUGUGUUUUUUUUUUUUUUUUUUUUUACCAAAUACUAUCAGUAAUUAUUUGAAGAAUGUUUGUGGUAUUUUGUGUUGCAUUGCACCGUCUGUUUCAAGGCCAUUUUGUGUGCGUUUCAUCCUCAUUUUUUGUGUUUGUGCAUGAAUGGAUGUUUACUUAAAGUAGCAACAAAGAUUUCUG
This is a messenger RNA of Xyrauchen texanus (razorback sucker), 6357 nucleotides long. RefSeq names its product TAO kinase 2b (gene taok2b). NCBI's taxonomy places the organism in Eukaryota, Metazoa, Chordata, Actinopteri, Cypriniformes, Catostomidae. The transcript is spliced from 16 exons. Gene Ontology annotation, molecular function: protein kinase activity; ATP binding. Gene Ontology annotation, biological process: protein phosphorylation. The record is from RefSeq and is a predicted model, not a curated record. The coding region runs from base 428 to 4177 and encodes 1249 amino acids.